GAACGCACCGCGGGGCGCCGCUGCCACGUCUCCGCAGCAGCGCAGCCGCAGCUCGGAGCUCCGACAGCGGGCUGGAGGGAGCGCGGGGCUGGACCGGCUGGAUGGGAGGCGGGGGAGGAGGCGCGGACUGAGGAGGAGGCCCGGAGGAGCGGACAGAAGGAGGACAGGGAGAGCCGGAGGCUGCCGGGCGGCCAUUGUUCCCCCAUUCCCGCGCCUUCUUCUCGGGGAGGGCACAUGCUGAGCCCGCGCGGGAGGAUGGAGGAGUUCAUCACGGAGGAAGAGGAGCCGUGGUACGACCAGCAGGACCUGGAGCAGGAUCUGCACCUGGCAGCAGAGCUGGGGAAGACGCUGCUGGAGAGGAACAAGGAGCUGGAGGACUCCCUGCAGCAGAUGUACAUCACCAACGAGGAGCAGGUGCAGGAGAUCGAGUACCUGAUGAAGCAGCUGGACGUUCUCCGGGACAUGAACGAGCAGCACGCCAGAGUCUACGAGCAGCUGGACGGCACCGCCCGCGAGCUGGAGGACACCAACCUGAGCCUGGUGACGGACAGCAGAGCCUCGCAGCAGAAGAUCGAGAGGCUCACCGUCACCAUCGAGGCGCUGCAGAACCAGGUGGAGUCUCUGUCCACGCAGGCGGAGCAGCUGCGCUCCAUGGAGCAGCUCCGGGUCAAGAGGGAGAAGCGGGAGCGCCGCAAGACCAUCCACUCCUUCCCCUGCCUGAGGGAGCUGUGCACGGCGCCCAGGUACGAGGACGAGUUCGUGGUGGGCCGGGCCGAGAGCUUCACGCUGGAGGCCCGGCAGCAGCCGGUGGAGGAGGAGAACCUGCACCUGAGGGAGGCGGUGUCGGCGCUGCGGGCCGCCGUCCGGGCCGAGCGGGCGCAGCGGGAGGGGGUGGAGAGGGAGUGCAACCUGCUGGUGGCCGAGUUCUCCCGGCUGCAGACCCGAGUGCAGGACGCUGAGAGCUGCCAGGCGAGGGUUCGAGAGCUGGAGGGCGAGCUGCAGGAGCUGCAGCAGCUCCGCCGCGCUCGCACCUUCCUGAUGAGCGGCGAGGACGACGGCGUGGCGCUGACCCAGACCGUCCUCAGCAUCACCCCGGAAACAGACACCUUCCUGGACGUGGGCGCCGGGGAGUCAGGGGGGGGCGUGAGGGAAGACCCCAAAGGCGGCGGCGGGGUCGGCGGGGAGGCUCUGCCCGAGUCCAGCCCGGUCAGGAAGAGCUGCAGCGACACGGCGCUCAACGCCAUCGUGGCCCGGGACGCGUCCGGCCGCCGCCGGGGCAGCUACGCCCUCCACGCCAACAGCGUGAGGAAGAGGGGCAUGUCCAUCCUCCGGGAGGUGGACGAGCAGUACCACGCCCUGCUGGAGAAGUACGAGGAGCUGCUGGGGAAGUGUCGGCGCCACGAGGAGAGCCUGUGCCACGCCGGCGUCCAGACCUCCAGACCCGUCUCCAGAGAUCCCUCCGUGAAAGACUGCGCCGUGGACCCCGCCCCGGCGCCCACGCCCACCCAGUCCCCCUCCACCCCCGAGGCCAUGGAGAGCAUCAGCCGGCAGGUGGAGGCGGUGGACAAGCGGCUGGGCCAGAACACGCCGGAGUACAAGGCGCUUUUCAAGGAGAUCUUCUCCCGAAUCCAGAAGACCAAGAUGGACAUCAAAGCUGCCAAAGGCAGCAAGUCUGGGAAGGCUGGAAAAUCCAGCAAACACUGAGAAUCUGUGGAACCGUCAGUGUUCAACCGCUGACAGCGUCAGUGCAGCAGAUUUUGAAGGAGAAAAGCGGCUUUUCUCCUUCAAAAUCUGCUGCACUGAUGCUGUCAGCGGUUGGAGAAUUAGCCUGAAUCAAAGUACGUAAACACUUUAACGCUACAUUUAGCUAACAUGCUUCAUUUUUCUGUACCUUCAACAGGAGCAGAAACGCGUCUGGAAACCUGAAGUUUUAGUCAGAAUCAUCUCGUCAUCAUUUCAUAUUUACUCAAACUGUGUUUAUUUAUUUGUGCCUGAAGGAUCCAAACCUUCCAGUGCCUGUAUGUUUGUGAGGUUUUCAGAAGCAAAUCUAUUUAUUUGUCCUCACACUUUUUAUUUGGUUUGAAUCAUAAGCUAUUUUGCCCCCAACAGGUAAUAAACUUUUUGUAUGUUAACGUACCCAUAAGCAUUAAUAAAGCAUUCGAUAAACACUG
Messenger RNA from Oryzias melastigma (Indian medaka), 2171 nucleotides. RefSeq names its product cerebellar degeneration-related protein 2-like. Lineage: Eukaryota; Metazoa; Chordata; Actinopteri; Beloniformes; Adrianichthyidae. Bases 235 to 1704 code for a protein of 489 amino acids. The transcript has 6 exons. The record is from RefSeq and is a predicted model, not a curated record.